AUGGGGGCCUCUGAAUUGGUGGACAGAAUCAACCUUCGGGUGGCUCAGAGCCCUGUCGGGCGCUGGUUUCGCCUGGAGCACUCGGGGCAUCCCAAAGAACGCAAAGGCAGCCGCUUCUUCACGGAGAUCCGUGCUGGUCUCGCCACCUUCUUCGCUAUGGCCUACAUCAUUAGUGUCAACGCAAACAUCACUUCCGCGUCGGGCGGUACCUGUGUCUGCCCUCCCGAAAGUCGAGCCGACAAUUGCAACUCCAAUACCGAAUACCUCCUGUGUGUCCAAGAGAUCAACCGCGAUCUCGUGACUGCGACCGCAGCUAUGGGCGCCAUGGCCACUUUCUUCAUGGGUCUCCUCGCCAAUCUGCCGGUCGCUCUGGCUCCCGGUAUGGGCCUCAAUGCCUAUUUUGCCUAUACCGUCGUGGGAUAUCACGGCUCCGGCAUGAUCCCUUAUAGUAUCGCUCUUACUGCUGUGUUUGUCGAAGGAUUCGUGUUCCUGGGCUUGACGCUACUUGGUAUUCGACAAUGGUUGGCUCGUGCAUUGCCCGCCUCGAUCAAGCUUGCCACUGGUACAGGUAUUGGCCUCUAUCUGACGCUGAUCGGGUUGAGUUACAGCGCAGGUAUUGGUCUGGUAACGGGAGCUACAGAUACACCCCUGGAGCUGGCGGGUUGCGUUUCUUCCCUGCGUGAUCCUACAACAGGCAUGUGCCCCAGUGACGCUAAGAUGCGUAACCCGGCCAUGUGGGUGGGUAUCUUUUGCGGCGGUGUGUUCACAGCGCUUCUGAUGCUCUAUCGGGUCAAGGGAGCCGUCAUCAUUGGCAUCUUGCUUGUUUCCAUCAUUUCCUGGCCGCGCCCCACGUCGGUCACCUACUUCCCUCACACAGAGUUGGGUGAUAGCAUGUUCGAUUUCUUCAAGCAGGUGGUGACAUUCCACCCAAUCAAGCAUACGUUGGUUGCACAGGACUGGAAUAUCGCAACUCAUGGCUCGCAGUUUGGCUUGGCUUUCAUUACUUUCUUGUAUGUUGACAUUCUCGAUACCACCGGUACUUUGUAUUCGAUGGCUCGUUUCGCCGGGGCUAUCGAUGAACGCACUCAGGAUUUCGAGGGUAGUUCCAUGGCUUAUAUGGUUGAUGCAAUUUGCAUAUCGAUUGGCUCCCUCUUUGGCUCACCCCCUGUGACGGCUUUCGUUGAAAGCGGUGCUGGUAUCUCCGAAGGCGGUAAGACUGGUCUUACCUCUUGCGUGACUGGUCUUUGCUUCUUCGUCGCCGUCUUCUUCGCUCCGAUCUUUGCCUCCAUUCCUCCUUGGGCUACUGGCUGCACCCUGGUUAUUGUCGGUGCCCUCAUGUGCAAGGCAGCUGCUGAGAUCAACUGGCGCUACUAUGGCGACGCCAUUCCUGCAUUCCUGACCAUUGCCAUCAUGCCCUUUACCUAUUCUAUCGCCUAUGGUCUCAUCGCGGGUAUCCUGAGCUACAUGGUCAUCAACGUGACUGUCUGGCUUGUGGAGAAGACCUCGGGUGGUCGCAUUGCCCCUGAAAACAAGGAUGAAAAGGACUUUUGGUCAUACAAGAUCCCCGGAGGCUUCUUCCCACCUUGGAUUCGACGGGCUGCUCGUGGCAAGAAGGAUUUCUGGCGCGAGGAUGAGGAUGAGUCGGUCGACCUGGGCGUCGUACCCGGCGGCUCUGUCUCGUCUCGGGAACAGAGUGAGAGAGAAAAGGGUGGGGUGGGCGUUGCCGGGAAGACUGUUUGA
Aspergillus clavatus NRRL 1 is the source of this 1740-nucleotide messenger RNA. RefSeq names its product NCS2 family permease. The record is from RefSeq and is a predicted model, not a curated record. The coding region runs from base 1 to 1740 and encodes 579 amino acids. The transcript has 4 exons. Gene Ontology annotation, molecular function: purine nucleobase transmembrane transporter activity. Gene Ontology annotation, cellular component: plasma membrane. NCBI's taxonomy places the organism in Eukaryota, Fungi, Ascomycota, Eurotiomycetes, Eurotiales, Aspergillaceae. Gene Ontology annotation, biological process: transmembrane transport.